Molecule: messenger RNA, 816 nt
Organism: Aspergillus udagawae
Lineage: Eukaryota; Fungi; Ascomycota; Eurotiomycetes; Eurotiales; Aspergillaceae
Product: NADH kinase POS5
Exons: 1
Coding region: 1-816 (271 amino acids)
Biological process (GO): NADP+ biosynthetic process; NAD+ metabolic process
Molecular function (GO): NAD+ kinase activity
Source: RefSeq, a predicted model, not a curated record
AUGGGAACGCUGGGGUUUCUAAGCGAAUGGAAAUUUGCCGAAUACAAGCGAGCUUUUCGUGAAGUAUUCAUGUCUGGGGCGGGUGUCGGAGACCGGGCAUCGAUCCUAGAGGGCCAGAUGGAAGAUGGGUCAGGGCCAACGGGAUGGUCUUCGGUUCGUGGGAAAUUAAUGGGUUCGUCCAGGGGGGCUCGAAUCUUGAUGCGGAACCGUCUAAAGGUCGGGCUCUUCACAGUUGAUGGCAAACCAAUUCAAGUACAUGGAAAAACCCCUGUCGCACAGGAUCAUCUGGGUACCCAGGGUGUGUAUGUCAUGAAUGAAGUGCUUCUUCAUCGCGGCAAGGAGCCGCAUCUAGCUGUGGUUGAUGUAUACGUCGGAGGCCGGUUCCUGACGGAAGCAGUGGCAGACGGGAUGAUAAUCUCAACGCCUACUGGCAGUACGGCAUACAGCUUAAGCAGUGGGGGGAGCAUUGUCCAUCCCCUGGUACCGGCGGUGCUUUUGACGCCUAUUUGUGCCCGGAGCCUCAGCUUCCGUCCUCUGGUUCUGCCCUCGAGUACGCCAAUCACCCUUCGACUGAGUGAGAAAAAUCGUGGGCGGGAGCUAGAGGUCAGCAUUGACGGGGUCAAUUUGGGGCAGGGGAUGACGGUGGGCACAGAAGCUCGCGUGUGGAAUGAGGAGAUGCGGCAUGGCAAGAACGAGUGGCAUGGCGGCGUGCCAUGCGUGAUGCGGAAGUUCACAGGCGCUGAAGCGCAUGAUGGCUGGGUGGGAGGACUGAAUGGACUGCUGAAGUUCAAUCACCCGUUUGGAGAGGAGCACUGA